Theileria equi strain WA is the source of this 3354-nucleotide messenger RNA. Its product is annotated as ubiquitin-activating enzyme E1, putative. Bases 1 to 3354 code for a protein of 1117 amino acids. Gene Ontology annotation, cellular component: cytoplasm. The transcript has a single exon. The record is from RefSeq and is a predicted model, not a curated record. Gene Ontology annotation, molecular function: ubiquitin-like modifier activating enzyme activity. NCBI's taxonomy places the organism in Eukaryota, Apicomplexa, Aconoidasida, Piroplasmida, Theileriidae. Gene Ontology annotation, biological process: protein modification by small protein conjugation.
AUGCUGGCUCUGUUCAUAAUAAACGUCGUAAUAGCCGUUUUAUUAGAAAUCGCAACAUGUCGCUCAGUUAAUUUUAAACAAGACCAUGUAUUGACCCAUGGAAGUGAUUUAAGGAAUCCAAACCCAUUUCUUGGUAAUAUUAAGACCAACAACAUUUCAAAAUUGCCUGGAAGGCAGGAUUCUGUACACCAUGGAAGGAAUUCGAAGGGGAAGGCUACAAGUGUAGUACAUAGCGGCAUAUGCAGAAACUUAUUUUCUAGGGUUGAGCUUGUUUUGGGUUCGAAUGCGUUGGAUUCUAUCAGUUCUGCAAAUGUGUUGAUAGUUGGAGCGAACGAGUUGUCUAAUAAGGUUAUAGCACAUUUCAUACGAUCAGGAAUAGGUUCAAUUUGUAUCUGGGACGAUGAUACUCAAAAAUCUAAUCGUUUGGUGGAGCGUAUUUCGUUAUUGCAUCCGGACGCCAAUAUUAAUAUAUUGAAAAGCGAACCAAAUUUUGAGAAAGAAGCUUCUACUUACAGGGCAAUAGUAUUUUUAAAUCAACCGUUACAGUCAGCUAUAGAAGCAAAUGAUAGAAUUCAUAACAAAUGUAAAUUUGUUUUUGCGUCUACAAUAGGUGCAUACGGUUUGGUAUUUUCAGAUUUUGGUACUAAUCAUCUUGUUACUACCAGAUCUGAUGAUAAGUAUCCAGAACACUCAUGCAAAUUUACAUCUGCGGGAAAUAAAACUUGGUUGGAAACAACGUCCAAAGUCCAAAAAUCAUUCUAUUCUGAAAAUGAUACGGUUAAUCUCACAUACGCCCAUUACCUUCUAAAUGAAAAUAAAGGCGAGACAGACAUUCAGGUUUUAAAGUGCAAAGUAUCCAGAGUAGUUGAAGAAAAUAAUAAUGUCAAACUUCUUAUUGACUUGGACACUAGAGGAUGGCCUCAAAUGACUGUCUCUAUAAGCAAAGUUGAUGAACCAUUCUUCCUCGAUUUCGCUCCACUAAGUCAUUUUAUAAAGUCAAUUUUUUCAAAGCAGAGUUAUUUUACCCUUUUUUUGGAUAAAAUAUUCCUUUCAAACCCAGCUGGUAGGCUUUUAAUUACUCCAAAAUCGGGGAAUAUUUUUAACAAUGAUCAUUUAUCUGUCAUUUCUUCCUUUUUGGCAUUUGAUCAAAUGGCUUUUAAUUUUACUGGAACAAUGGAUUUUGAUUGGAAUUACCACAGAUACUUUAUAGAUUUAUGUAGGAAAAUUUAUCCUCAAUGUGACGACGUUAUAGCAUCCAACUUCAACAAGUUGAGACACUUUCACAUACCACCGAUUGAUUUUAUGGUUGGAGCAUUUGUUGCUCAGGAGACUAUCAAGGGGAUCACUAACAUAUUUACUCCUUCAGAGCUCGUUCUAAUUGACAGAAGCGAUUUGUUUCUAAAUAAAUCCGGUAACGUAGAUUUUGAUAUUGUAAAGAAGGUGAUGAGCAUUGUUUCAAAUUAUUCAUAUCUAGUAGUUGGUGCUGGUGCAUUGGGAUGUGAUUAUCUUAGGAUGUUAGCUGAGAUGUCUGUUUCGAGAGUAAAUGUAUUUGAUGAUGAUACCGUUGAAAUUUCCAACUUAUCAAGACAAUGUUUGUUUACCCCGGAUGAUGUAGGCAAGGGAAAAGCUGAAUCUGCAAUAAAGAAUUUAAAUCGUUUACAUGACAACACCCUAAAGGACUAUAAGUAUCACAAAUUAUUGUUUACCGACUCAUUUGAAACAAGGGCGAUUGUAAAUUCCAUAUGGUCUGAUAAAACAAUUGCUCUAUCUGCUGUUGAUAAUAUGCAAGGAAGAAUAACUCUCGAUAAUUUUUGUAUAGAAAACAACAUACCACUCGUUGAAGCUGGUAUCCAUGGAAUGAAAUGUAGCACUUCUAUAUUUAUUCCACACAUUACCGAAUCAUACUCGAGUACAAUGCAAGAUAAAAUGUUGGUAAAUGACAAAAGUAGUUGUACGGUUAAAGGAAUACCAAAAACAAUUGAAGAUACUGUACAUUAUUCUAUGGAACUAUUUUCAUGGUUGUUUGAUUCUCAACAUGUUUUUAUUAAUAAAUUUAUGAUGGACCCUGUAAAAACUUUAAGACAAACCAUGGAUCACGGUCAUGAUUAUUUUUUGAAUGCUAUUCAAGUCAUCAAAGAUAAUUGUGAUAUAUUAUCCUCAGAAUCUGAAUCAGAAAUUGAUAAAAAGAUUUUAAAAUGGGCUAACAAAAACUAUUUGAAAUAUAUUGGAUACGACUCACCACUUGGAGAUAUAUGGAUAUCAUCGUUAAUUAGGUUAAAAACGGGAUGUUUGACUCCAAAGAAGUGCAAAAAAUUGACUAUCAACGAGAGUUUUAUAGAUGAAAUAAAAUCACAAGUCAUAAGGUUUUUGACCGCCUUUAAAAGGAAAGGAAACAACUCUGAAUUAUCCAAGGGGUCGUAUGAAAAAUGCUUUAGAGCAAUAUCUGAACUUUUUGAAGAUAAAAAUGUGAGAAAAGCACUAGAGUCAGCAAAUUUUAGUUAUUCAUCGAUUUUUUUUGAGGAAAACCGUGAAGAUUGUCUAGAUUUUAUUUAUGCUACAAGCAACAUGAGAGCGUUCAAAUACAAUAUUCACCAAAAAGAUAAAUUAUCUAUUCUAGGUAUUGCAAAAGCAAUUGUUCCUGCAAUUUCUACCUGCGUUUCUAUUGCAGCUUCGACCUCUUUGUUGGAGGUUUAUAGAAUAGCUAUCCUAUCGCAAUAUAAUAUCUUUGGACAUGAUUCUGAUUUAAAAUCCACAAAUUUCAAGAAUAGCAAGGGGAUAAUCGGAGAUAUUUAUUUGUCACUUUACAAUGAUGAUAUCUCUAUUUGGUUCUCAUUGUCUGAUAAAGGGCUACGAUGUUUUAAUAAAAACAAGUUAAUAGCAACAUUAAAACCAUUCAAUUAUCUGAAAUCAAGAAACCAUUGCAAUUAUUUUAAUCAUCACUUUUUUAAUUUGUCUAUAAUGAAACACUUUUCAAACCAUCCCAACCCCCCUUAUAUAUUUCAGGUGACAAAUCCAAAUGCCAGUCUAUACGGGUUGUCACUUUCCUUUUGGGAUUAUAUAUUGGUGGAUGAACAGUCUGCACACUUUUACAAUUUUAAAACACACAAGAAUGUUUUUAAAAAGAAUGGCAUUCUAGUUGGAGAGUUGGUGAAGUCCAUAGAAAACAUGUUUGAUGUUAUUGUUGAGGGAUUCGCUUCUCCUAGCGGUUACAUUUUAAUAAAUGAUCUCAACAAUAGGUCCUCGCUAAGUGAUCUAUUUUUUUCACCUACAGGACAAGUUGUAAUUAGCAUUUUAGCGUAUGAUAGACACUCAAAUAAACGUAUAGAAUUGCCAGAUAUCAAUUACAGAAUGUGA